CAUUCAAUUGACUGACCAUGAGAGGCUCUGUGGUUAACCUAUCUCAGCUAAAGAACUCGAUCCUUUUCCUCUAAGCCAAGAGACCAAUGGCAGCUAAGAUAUUAUCCUCACAUCCCCACCCUCUCACUUCUCUCUCUCUUCCUUCCUCCAACAGGGACUUCUUCACCCACCACCAUAAACCAUGGCUCCGACCUGCUUGGAAUCCCACAAGACCCAAGAGGCUACUACUUCGUGUCUCUCUCCAGGACCCACAUGUCUUAUCUUCUUCUUCUUCUGCUCUUGUGGAGCAGCUUCACCACCUCUACCACCAUAACCCAUCCUCGCUCAUAUUACUUGCAGAUACAGCAAGUUAUUCCUUGGCUAGCUACUAUACUUCAUUGGGUCUCUUUGUCAUCUCAGUUCCUGGCCUAUGGUCCCUCAUCAAGCGCUCUGUCAAGUCCAAGAUUGUGCAGAAGACGUUUAUAGGUGAAGGAGAAGGGAAAAAGGCACCUAAUUUUGUCGCAGGAGAAAUCCUAUCUUUCUUCACCCGCAACAAUUUUGUGGUGACUGAUAGAGGAGAGACCAUUACAUUUGAAGGCAUGAUGGUUCCAAGCCGAGGCCAAGCAGCAUUGCUAACUUUCUGCACCUGCAUCAGCAUGGCAAGCGUGGCACUUGUUCUCACAAUAACUGUUCCUGAUUUUGGCAAUAAUUGGUUCUGGCUUACGAUCCUAAGUCCAUUGGCAGGAGCUUAUUACUGGAAACGAGCAUCAAGAAAGGAGCAAAUCAAGGUUAAAUUGAUGGUUGCAGAAGAUGGGACCCUUUCAGAGAUCGUCGUUCAAGGAGAUGACCAGCAAGUAGAGCAGAUGAGAAAGGAGCUUCAGCUGAGUGAAAAAGGCAUGGUGUAUGUCAAGGGCAUCUUCGAGAGAUGACCGAUAUUUCUUUUACUAGAAAAAAAUAGAUUGUAAACGAAACACCCACACAGAAUUGGCUCGAGCUGUACCAUUAGAAUUUGACCUGUACCUUUGUGCUCAAACAAUUCAAAGUAUCACUCACAGAUAAGAGGUCAUGGCAUGAGGUUUCUUAAAAACAAUAAGUGAUAUUUAUUAAAAUUAAAUUUUAUGAGUUGUAGAGAAAUGAAUCGUGUGUUUGCAGUGCAGCAUUACAUGGGAACAUAACCUGAUUGUCAACCCCUUACCCUAUCCACUCCCCUAUCCAAACCACAGACACACAGCACCAUAAUUCAUUACCAUAACAUCACAGCAGACCUAAAAUAACAAUUUCAUAGUUGCUUCCUCAAAUUGUGAAGUUUCAAAACCAUCAAAGCUCAAAGGCUAGGGAAAUUAUUGAGAGUUCAGAGUGACACCAACAGUAGCAGUUUACAAAACUCAAGUUACAUAAACAUUUCUAAACAUGCCCAACAACGAUGGGCUGAAAUCCAACAUUUCUGCAACAAAUCUUCGACAUUAUCUGAUUAAAUUAAAUGAUAUUGGGAUCUCAAAUAACUGCAGUUUGCUAGAGAGCAGUUUAUGAUUCUCAACCAACCAUCAACUUGU
Molecule: messenger RNA, 1532 nt
Organism: Quercus lobata
Lineage: Eukaryota; Viridiplantae; Streptophyta; Magnoliopsida; Fagales; Fagaceae
Gene: CCB1
Product: cofactor assembly of complex C
Exons: 4
Coding region: 87-908 (273 amino acids)
Source: RefSeq, a predicted model, not a curated record